This is a messenger RNA of Fraxinus pennsylvanica, 561 nucleotides long. The record is from the annotation of a GenBank genome assembly. Lineage: Eukaryota; Viridiplantae; Streptophyta; Magnoliopsida; Lamiales; Oleaceae.
AUGGUUUAUGCCUCGUUAGGCUACCUUCACAGCUGUGAACCUAGUUCCCAGAAAGUUCAUGUACAUAAAAGCUUGCAGAUUGAAGGCAAGACUGCUGUUACAAUUAGCCAUCAUUAUAUGCUUCCAUUUCGACGGGAUUCUCUUUUGCUGUCAAAUAUCAAAGAAAAUCUUGAUUCUGAUAGUAUACCGUCACUAGCUCUGAAUGAAACAAGUAUUCUUAUAAUUAGUGCAAAUAGUUGUUCAGAAGUGCCACUGCAGUUGUUGUCAAUGUCUUUUGAUGUGGAGGACGAUGAUUCAUGCACCAUACAACCUCAGGAGGAGGAAUUUGGAGAACCCGUUCUUCAUGUUCCUAGAGAGGAUUUUAAAAUGGUUUUUGCUGUCAUUCCAAAGGUUAUUUGUUCAAUGCUAAAAAUGGGGACGGUUAGUCUAAAAUGGCAGAGGAAUUCUGAAUUAGGAGAAGAUUUUCAUUCUUGUGCUAUCACAUCUCAAGUUACAAAACACGGGCUUUCUAUGAUAGAAAAGAUGAAAAUAUGGCCCACAGCACAGAAAGCCGAGGACUAA